AUGGAUGUCGACGAAAUUACGUCGGAAGGCUAUGUCUUCCUCCGCCUACCAGAAGAGACAGCAUUCCGAGUCGUUGAAAUUCUCCCUGGAGAGAAAGAUACACCCAUCUACUGCAAACUUCAUGUAACGGAUUGGGAAAACACUCUCCCAUAUGAAGCCCUUUCAUAUGUCUGGGGUGAUUCUACCCGAGAAAACCCUGUUUUUGUUGAUGGAAAGCGGUUAAAUGUGACUCAAAGUCUGUGGACCGCUAUCAACCACUUGCGCUAUCCGGACCGAGCCCGUUUUCUCUGGGCUGACAUUAUCUGCAUCGACCAAGAGCACAACGGGGAGAAAGGAAAACAGAUUCAACAGAUGAAGAGAAUCUAUGAGAAUGCUCAAGCUGUCGUUUCCUGGCUUGGCCCUGACACCGAAGAUCAUAAGGCUGGUCCAGCGAUCGAAGCCAUCCGAGUAGUAUCGGACUUCCUCUGCAGAGAGCUCAAAGUGACAGUUGCGGAUCUCAAAGCAAUGAACAACAUGACAGAGUUCGUAUUUAAACACCGCGAGACCCUUCCCAAUCCGGAUGAGUGCGAUUUCAGCUCAGAGGAACUAUGGAAAGCUUUGGCUUGGUUCUAUUCCAUUCCCUAUUUCACUCGUGUUUGGGUUAUCCAAGAGGUUAACGCCAAUAGAGAGCGAACAGCGCAUUGUGGCUAUGAGACUGUCCCAUGGGACCUUGUCGAAAUUGUGGCGGGGUAUAUUAUCAUGGAAACUGACUUCUCUAAGCGAUGGGGGUUCUCUAAGACGAACGUCUGGUGGGCAGCUACUACCACCGAACUCAAACGUCCCGAGAAUUGGCUUUCGAUGCUCUACUUGGCAUCCAACUACGGUUGCUUAGAUGCUAGGGAUGUAAUCUAUGGGCUGAGAGGUCUGAUGAGGUUUUCUAAAGGUGCCGAGCUUUUGACACCGGAUUAUGGAAAAAAUUCUCUUGAAGUUUAUCGAGACUCUGUGGAGGCUGCCUUGGUAAACUUCGAGAAUACAGAUGUCUUACUGUAUCUCGCUGGAGUUGAAAGUCCCUCAUGGAUACCCGCGUGGAACGUUUCCAUGCUCUUCAGGAACCCAUUUAGGUUUGGAAAUAGAGUACCUUGGAAGCCGGCUGGGGACUCGAAAGCUGUCUGGAGCAUUGAUAAGAAGGACAAUAUUUUAUCUGUGGAUGGGUUCAUUGCCGACACUAUCAAGAUCUCACAGCCAUACAACGAAAUGUACUUUGGAACCACGAUGCUGAGCUCUGAAGAAGGCACUGUGAAACUAAAGCAGGUUUGGAAAGAAAUCUUGGAGAUCAUAGAACAGGCAACCGCAUCGUCCACUCCAUUCACAAAAAACCUACUAAACGCAGCGGGGAAUACCUUUUCAUUUGGACUGAAUGAAAAAAGUCUUCCAGCAGAUGAAGGGCUUCUCCUUCAUCGGUUCGUGGCAUACCUCAAGAUAGUACUCGACGGCGAAAUAUUUGCCAAAUAUGUCUCUAAAGAUCUUGCCAGUGAAUCUUCGGAAGCCGAUGGGGCUUUGUUUGGGAAACCAGUAUGGGACUUUACAUAUCCAGAGUCGAGUUUCUAUGUCACUGAAGGGGGAUUGCUGGGGUGCUGCGUUUCUUCGACAAAGGUGGGUGAUUCGGUUGCCGUUCCUCUAGGUAGUACCUACCCUCUUGUUCUGCACCCGGAGGAAGAUGGAAAGUUCCUAAUUCGAGGGUUCACCUAUGUGUAUGGGGCUAUGCAUGGGGAACUGAAAGACACGUCGACUCGAGCGAUAGAGCUACGCUAA
This is a messenger RNA of Orbilia oligospora ATCC 24927, 1791 nucleotides long. RefSeq lists its product as uncharacterized. The transcript is spliced from 2 exons. Bases 1 to 1791 code for a protein of 596 amino acids. The record is from RefSeq and is a predicted model, not a curated record. NCBI's taxonomy places the organism in Eukaryota, Fungi, Ascomycota, Orbiliomycetes, Orbiliales, Orbiliaceae.